Messenger RNA from Schistocerca gregaria, 7347 nucleotides. Its product is annotated as synaptic vesicle glycoprotein 2B-like. Gene Ontology annotation, molecular function: transmembrane transporter activity. The record is from RefSeq and is a predicted model, not a curated record. Gene Ontology annotation, cellular component: membrane. Gene Ontology annotation, biological process: transmembrane transport. The coding region runs from base 300 to 2255 and encodes 651 amino acids. The transcript has 12 exons. Lineage: Eukaryota; Metazoa; Arthropoda; Insecta; Orthoptera; Acrididae.
GGCGUAGCAGCCGGUGCGAUGCCGGCCGCGCAUGCGUCCCGCGCCUCUCGCCUAGGGCUCGGGCGUCCGAUCAAUGUUCGCUGUUCCACGCCACCGCUCGCCGCAUCCACCGACACACACACAGACACACCCACACACCGCCACAGACUCACACACCUGCACCGCCGACGCGCACACACACACCGGUGUCCGACGCACGCCGAACGCUGCAUGCAUGAAGUGGCAACUGUUACUGCCGUGUAGACGCGGUCAGCGACGGUCCACUCCUGCGAGGAACUGUCAUUGCCAGAUGACCCAGGAUGCCAGGCCGGAGAUCGACCGGUGUGCUGUCUGAGUCUGCGGCGCUGGUGCGCAGUACAGAAGGCAUGUCGUACACCGAGGAGGGCGGCUCGAUGCUCGCCACCGCGCCGCACGACGAGGCCGCACUCGACGUCGAAGAGGAGCUCAUGGAUUACGUCGAUUCCGAUAUCUCUGUGCUGGCCCAGUUCCACGAAGAUGCCAUUCGCCAGGCUGGUUCUGGAUACUUCCAAUGGAUGCUGCUCUUCGUUGUUGGUCUUGGUAUGGCUGCUGAUACGGUGGAAUUGUUUGUUGUACCAUACAUCCUGCCCAGUGCUGAAGUGGAGAUGUGUCUUGGCAGCAGGGAGAAAAUCUGGUUAAGUUUCAUUACACUGAUCGGUAUGAUGGUAGGAGGUGUUGUCUGGGGCAAUUUAGCUGACCGAAUGGGACGUCGAAGAACUCUGCUUUCAGCAUUAAGUGUUAACGCAGUAUUUAGUGUUAUUGCUGCAUUCAUGCCAACAUAUGGAACUUUUAUGACUGCACGCUUCUGUAGUGGUGUAGGGAUUGGUGGAGCCAUGCCCAUAGUUUUUGCUUACUACAGUGAAUUUUUGCCAAAAUCUGACCGAGGGAAGUGUCUCAGUUGGCUGUUAAUUUUCUGGGCACUUGGAGGAAUUUUUGUAGCUCUCAUUGCCUGGAUGAAGAUGCCAAGAACAGGUGUUGAUGUAGUCAUGGAAAAUAAGGAACAUUUCAGUGCUUGGCACCAGUUUUUGUUGAUUUGUGCCCUACCAUCUCUAGCUGCUAUAAUAGGCCUGAGUUUUGUCCCUGAAUCACCACGUUAUCUUUUGGAAGCUGGCAGAGAAGUUGAAGCUAUGAUGGUGUAUCAGCGUAUCUACAAAACAAACAAUAUGCACAACCCAGCAGCUCAUGCUCAGUAUCAGCUGUCAGAACUAGAACUCCCCAGCAAAAGGCCAUCAGGACGAGGCCUGUCAUCUCCUCCUUCACCUGGGAAAUCUGUGUUAGCUGAUAUGACAUACAGCAUUGAAACAUUCUGGAAUUCCUUUCUUCAGUUGUUUGUGUACCCUCAUCGUAGAUUGACAGCAGUGCUUGUCAUUUUGUGGUUUACUGUUUCAUUUGGGUAUUAUGGCUUGACUGCCUGGUUUCCAGAAUACAUAAAGUUAAUGAAAAAUGAGGAAUAUUCAAAUAAAGCUCAAUAUACAAAUGGUAAAAACUUUACAAAUUAUACAUUUAACAGCAGUAUUGAAAAUCAGGUGUUCCAUGACUGCAUUUUCAAUAAUGUUCAGUUUAGCCACUUGACACUAAGUCAUGUGAUAUUUGAAAACUGCACAUUGGACAAUGUUGAAUUUACCAAUAUCAAAUCAAGCAGGACAUACUUCAAAAACUCCAUAGUCAAAUAUUCCAGGUUUGUCGACACCAAUCUUUCUGAUCAGCACUUCAAAAACUGUCUUCUCCAAAAUAAUACCAAACUUAGUUUGAUACCUGGUUGCCAAAAGGAUUUUGAUUACAACAUUUAUUUAAAGGAAGUGUUUCAAGAGAAUCUUGUUGGUCAACUAGCUAUUCUGCCAGGGGCAUUUAUCUCAGGAUUUAUUAUAGACAAGACAGGAAGAGUAAAAGUCAUAGGCAUAUCAAUGUUCCUAUCCAGCAUAGCUGCUUUUUUUAUUUGGUUCCUAGAUACAGAUGCAGCUGUCAUGAUAUUUGAAGCAAUAUUCAAUUUCAUGUUUAUAGCUGGAUGGAAUGUUAUUGAUGUAAUUACUAUUGAGUCCUAUCCCACACACUUAAGGACUACUGGAUUUGGAUUCAUGUGUGCAACAUCCCGUUUAAGUGGAGUUAUUGGUAUGAACACCUUUUUAAGUUCCAUCGGUUCAAGUAGAGCAAUUCCUAUGCUCAUUACAGCUGCUGUCCUCCUCAUUGGAGGAGUAGUAUCAAUCAAACUGCCAGAAACUGGCAGUUCAUUGCUGUAAAAGAUUUUAAGAACGCAUAUUUGAAUUUUCAUGUUUAGAGAUGCAACAACUACAUUAUGUAUAAACUACUGGUCCAGUUAUGUCCAGGAACACUGAAAGUCAAAAAGAGAAGUGUUGUUUUCUCUGACAGUUGUAAAAACUCAUUGUGCAUAUAUAUUUUAUAUGGCAGUUUAUUUUCAACAGCAGAAAGCAUACAUAUAAUUAUGUGUAUCUUGUUACAUAUGUACACUAAAGGCAACUCUAAAAGUAUCCUAAAUAAAAUAAAUAUCCUAGUGUCAGACUAUUAUUUUGACAUACAUUUUGGAAAGAAGUUCAACACAACCAGCUGCAUUUAGUUUUGAAUGCUGCCUCAUCUGUCCAGAGCACUUGUUAGUUUCAAUUAUAUCAGUGGAUGAACAUAAAAAGUAAGUUGUUAACUAAUGUAUAUAUGUGAACAUUAGUAAGAGCAAGAAUAACAAUGAAACAAGUGUCUGUGUAUAUAAAUUUGAAGGCCAUAUCUCCAAAGCUUUAGUAAGAAUAUUUUUUUAAAGACUAGACUGCUAUGAACUAAAUUUUUCACCACCUAUUUUGCUUAAGAUUGUUGAGUAGAUCAUGUAUUUAUCUUACUGAAAUAGGAUGAUCUUUAAAAUACAGACAUCAGCAGAUAUAAUUCAAUAAUAAUUGUGUUUAGAGUCUGGAAGACAAUAAAACAUUUCAUUUCCUCUGUGACACUAACAUUUGGAAUUAAAUUUUCCAUCAAAUGAUUGACAUAUCAACCAAUUACCAUGGAAUGUAUUUAUAGUUGAAUAACUGUGUACUGAACUAGAAAUAAAAAUAUGACUUAAAUUGUUUUCUGGCUUUCAAGCCUGUCUAGUUCCACACUGGUACCUUGUUUUGACCUGGGAAAAAUAUUCAACUGACUCAAUUCAUCCCAUUUAUGAAAGUCAAUUUGGUAUAUAAUGUCACUUAACAAAAAACUGCCUUACACGCAAUGACAUUCUUGCAGCAGACAAUGCUUUUCUAAUGAAAUUUACAUUUCUCCUAUAUCUGCCUUUGGUAUCUUAGAAACAGUGGCAUAUGCACUUUAUUUCCAUUAUGUAACUUGGUCUAUGUUGCUCCCACUUUAAGAACUUGAAUAAAAAUAAUUGUGCAUGUGCCCAUAUAUUGUUUUAUGAGAAAAGUGGUGCUAUAUUGAGAUAGAUUAAUACACUUCAUUUCAUUUUUUUAUUAGAUUAUGGAUGUGGCUGUUGCUAUGAUGGUCAAAAUAACAUUAACAUAUCUCACAAGGCAACGACAGGGUAUGCAUUGUAUUAUUUUACAAUAGUUUACACUUCAUACAUAAAUUUUAUUGCUUACAAUUAAAUUCACAAUUAUCCCAGUAUUCAUAUUCUUGGGCAUUUUAAAAUCUGUGAGUCUGGCACUUAAAUCUUAUGAUACUUUUUGGUAAAAGGGUCUGAGAAUCUCUACUGGUAAAUUGUUGCACUCCUUCUCCUCUAUCAUCUUAUGAGCAUUUAGAGCCAUUGUUGUUCAAUGAUCUGAAACUUCCAUAAUAAUGAUGGCCUUCCCUUGUAUAUCCUAUACUUGAUCACUUUAUGUUCUGUGUCUUCCCAUGCAUCCUUACUCACAAUAUACUUGGUGAAUACCCCUACAUCUGGCACUUUCCCCUCUUUGUGCAAAGCUUUUCCAGUUCAUUCUCCUCAUUUUUAUGACAUUACUUUUCCUCCUGUAGAUUUCAUCUACAUACCUGAUUGCCACUGCACUCAUUUUGUGUGCUUUGACAGAUAGGCCCUAUUUUUGCAUAGAGUUCCAAAUCCCUGAAACAUAUUCAACUGGUGUCUUACAAGGGACAAAUAGGCUUUAUUCUUUGGUCCCUUUUUUGCACCCUUUGGUAUCCUCACUAACAUAUGCAGUGGCUAUACACCCUGUUUAUUAUCUCACCUAUCUGCAGUUUCCCAGCACACAAAUUUACACCCAGAUAUCUGCAUUGUUGUCCUGCAGUGUCAUCUUUAUGUUCCCAUAUGUACUCAAAUUUUUUGCUACUUCUGCUAUUUGUGACUGUUACCAGUCGAUACUCCUCUGCUCGUGCGAGCACUCCAUUUCUUACAGUCAAGUUUCUGAUGACUCUGACAUCCAUCUACACUAUCUCAAACCAUUCUCAGCUUUUUAUCUUCUGAUGCACAUCUAUUUAAUUAAAAAACAGUCUUACUUCUGAUUGCAGUACAUCACUAGUACCAUUGACAUAAGUCAAAAACAACAAUGACAGUUAUUGCCUUUGUACAUAUAUCUUUAUGGUAGCUAUCAUCACUUUGAAGUCCCGCACCCUCCCCCUCUGCUGUCUUUCAUAUAAAUAAUUUUGAUCCAGGAACCUGUUCUUUCAUCAAAUCCCAGCCCUUGCAGUUUAGUUAUCUGCAUCACAUGGUUUACCCUAAACAAAACUUUGGAGAAAUCUGUGGCUUUAUAGUAAAGUUAUACUCUGAUGUCAGUUACUUCUGAUAUAUCCUGGUGGAAACCAUGUAGUCGUUCCUCACACAAAAACACCGCUCGAAGUCCGUGUUGAUUCUCACACUACCCUGUGUUCUAAGAAAGAGUUUCUAAUAUAUCUAUCUACAGUUGCUUCAAAUAUUUUGCUUGUGUUGCAGGUAAAGAAAACUGGUCUGCAGAGUUUGCUAUUCUCCUCAUCCUCUUUCUCCGAUAAACACCAAUUACUUCAGCUUCUUUCCCUUCAUCUGAGACACACUGUUGUCAAGCAGAAGACAUUCAGAAAUCUUAAGUGAAGCAGAAAACUCCAGCUCAAGGCCUCAAUAAUUUCUCCAUUUAUUCUGCCCACUCUUGAUACCUUUUUUAUGUGCAUUCUGUUUUAGCGUUUCAUAUUUCCUUGCUGAAAUAUUCCUGUUCACCAACCAUAUCUCUCUCUCAUUCCUUUACUUCUCUCCGGACUCUUCCCCUCUUAUACCCCCACUAUUUUGCUACACUGUUCAUAACCAGUUCUAAUUUACCCGCAUCAUAUGACAAUAUUUUGAUUUCUGGUGUGUCAUUGAUGUUGUCCUUUGAGCUAGUCUCUAAUUACUUACACACCCAAAAAUACUUCUUCACCUCUCUCCCCUCUACUACCAAUUGUUCCAAAAUAUGUAUUUUUUCUUUCAUUCUUUUCUAAACUUUUUUGACUUCUUGAGCAAGGCCUUUAGGCAAUUUUUACUAUGAUGGCCUUUCCUGAUCUUAUUUCUCUGCAUUCUAGUUUUUCCUUCCUAUUAUUCUCACUGUUCUAGUAUAGUCCACUGAAUAUGAGUAUUUCUUGGUAUCUUGUAGUGGUACAUAGCUAACAUCUUUUCUUGUAUUUUUCUAGUGAUUCCACAUAGUUAGAUAUUCCUCUAUUUCCUUCAUGUUUGCUUUUUGACAAACAGCACCUGUUCCUGCUUUGGUCUUCUGAAAGUAUUUCCACAACUGCUACUUACUGUCAGCUCUUCCUUCAAAAUAUUUUCAAGUAUGUGUUAACAGGCUUUAUCUAAAACACUUCACUUAAAUUAUCACUCUUUUUAUUUUCUGAUACAAACUAUCCCCCUUUCCCUCCUCCCUGAUUAGCCUGUAUGCUAUGAAAUGAUUUUGUUCCUGUGAGCCCACUUUUUCAUCCUACAUACUUCUAGAUUGUUGAAUUCUUCCCCAGUUGUUACACUUCUAUCUGUCUUGGUUAGCUUAUCAGCUAGGUUCCCACAGUCCAGCAAUCUUUCAACUAACCUGUGAUCCCUUUCUGUCAUUUCUACUCUAUGCAUAGAAAGAAUAUUCAUCUUUACCUCACUACAAUUGCAGAGCUGUGGUCCUAGAUCUUCAUUACAGUAUCAGAAAAGUGUCUGCUAGCAUGCAAGUAUUUCAUGAUGCAUUAAAGUGAAUCCCCCAUUACCCUCACCCCCCACUCCUAUCUCUUCCAUAUACGUGAUAUAAUCAGAGAAAAUCCUCUUCUCCACUCACCCAGGAUUCUAAUCCUGUCACAACAUCUGGAUAAUUUACCCCAACUCACAUAAUGAAUACAGUGUCUUUUCUGACCACACUCCUGCAGUUUACUAGAGAACACCUCAGGGGCUUUCUAAAUUCACAUUUUGGUUUAGUUCUGCAUCCUGUUUUUAUUUUUUAUUUUUUUUAUUUGAUUCAGAAAAUAAAGUCAGUAGUUCCUUAUCAUUCCAAUUGCCACUGCCUUAUUUACACUGACUCAAGAAUCAAAUUCAUAAAAUAUGACAUAUGACUUGUUCCUUUCCUUUCUUUUUUUAAAAGCCUGUCUAUAGGGCAAAACAUAUCAGCAGAACAUAUAUAUGAGAAGGACUAAAUGUGAAAGCAGUGAUGUGUAAGCAUAAGGUUCCGUUUUUGAAAUUUUGCACUUUAUCAUUAAAAAUACAGUGCAGUAAUAUUGUCAGCUCAAUCACUUUGAUAGCUUUUUUCUUAUCUGAAAACUGUACAGUAUUGACAAUGAAAUUGAAAUUUUAUGGUUUUGAAAUCAGUUUUUUGAUGUAUGUUGUGAUUAUAUACUGAAAUUAUUUAAUGACAAUUAGUAAAUCAAAUGUCCAAGACUUUUAGUUUGUAAAGAAAAAGUAUCAGAGCUAAACAAAUACACAUAAAUAUGUUAUUCCACCACAAAUGAAAACUACAACAAUCUAAUUAGAUGCUAAAUCUAAAGCGUCUGAAAUCUAUGAGAAUAUUGUAAUAUUCUAAAUUUAUGAUGUUGGGAGUGGCACGAUAUAAAACACAUGUACAUUUUAAAGUAAAAUAUUUUUAUAAACAUAUGUACAUUUUUGAGAAAUUGUCAAUGUGUGUACUAAUGAAGAAACGAUAUUACAAGUCAAUAAUUCCCACUAUUGUUGCAUUCUUUGUUACAGUACUCAAACACCCAUUCAGUUACUCCAGUGUUUUAUCUUUAUGUAUCUCAAUAGAAGCAUAUGAACAAGUUUUAACAAAAUUAGAUAAACAUAGAAUAAUUUUUCAUUGUAAAUUAUGUCAUUUUGGCAACUAAUCUCAUCCACAAAAUUCUUGUCUUUUUGACUUGCAUUUUGGUACUAAAUUAUGUAUGAUACGCUUAGAGCCUGAGGACUUACUCAAUGUAGGGAAAGGGGUAGGAAAUAAAAAAUAA